AUGGAAGAGGUACGCAAAAGGGUGGAACGAGCAAAGGAAAAAAUUAAACAAAUUGGUAGAGAAAUUCACCAAUUUGAUUUAAAAAAAAGUGUAGAGAAAUUUUUCCUCGAAAAUGGAAAAGAAAAGCAACUCAGUGAUAUGUUAUUCUUGGUACAAUAUUCACUCAAGUAUAAAAAUGUGUGCAAAUGGCCAAAUUACAAUGAUCUCUUAGUAAUCAAUUAUAACAUAAAUGAUCAUUUCAAAUCAAUGCUUCAAAAAAAUGGGCGAUUUGUUCAACAAUAUAAAAACGGCACACCUGAUGGAGGGACAGAUAGCACAACAACCAUGAGCCGAGACCGAGAAACCGCACUCGGGAGUAGCGACAAGAGCGCCACAAUAAAUCACAACGUUGAAGGAAACGCUCCCCAGACAGCACAGAAGGAAAUAGAUGCUAACUCGCAGAAUGGCAUGGCAAGCAAUAUUAAAAAUUCGCGCAGUAGCGAAGAUAGAGAAGAACAAAUUUUCCCUGAUGGAACACAUUUAACAAAAGGCGAACUUCCACACAACUUCCUUCCUGAUAACUCCGUGCCAAAAUCGCUCACGUCGAAGGAAUUCACCCCGCAAAGCACUCCCCCUGAAAACAGUGCAAGGAGAAAAAAGGAAAACAAAUUUGUUACCUACUUUAAUGAAGACAUAAGUCCUUACGACAAAAUAAAGUUGCAAAUUUUUAUGUACUUUGUGUUGAACAAUUAUAGAGUUAAAAUUUUAGUGGACGCAUUAUCUGCGCUAAAUCGCCCAAUUAAUGUUAUAUACAUAAAUUGUCCUAAUAAUAAAGAGCAGAAGAGGACAUUUUUUGAAAAGGUGGCUAGCUUCUUUACUCCCCAGUACAAACUGGGUGAUGUUUUCGUGAAUAAUAAAAAUAAUUAUGUACCAAAGAGCAAAGAAAAUUGCUCAUGUUCGGAAUUGUCCCCCAUUAGAUAUAGUAAUAAUCCAACAACUUCCUCUUCCAAGGAUGGAAAUUCAAAUUACGUAGGUGGUUACAACCCUAUAAACAACACUAUUUGGAUUUGUUCAAAUAAUAUUAAAAAUUAUUAUAAGCUCAAAUAUAUACUAACGCAUGAACUUAUACAUGCCUUUGAUUUUGCAAGGGCAAAUAUAGACAUGUACAAUUGCCACCAUAUUGCUUGCUCAGAAAUAAGAGCCUAUAAUAUGAGCAAUCAGUGCAGUUAUUUUAACAGCAAAUAUUUUUCCCCCGAUCAUGAUGUCUUUACUAAUUUUAAAACACCCUCAAUUAGAGCUACACCUAAGAAUAAAUGCAUAUAUAAUAAUGUGUAUUCAUCUCUCAACCAGUACAAGCCUUGUACCAACAACACACAUCAGUACAUAAAUGAAGUAUUUGAGAAAUGCCUACACGAUUAUUGGCCCUUCAUGUGCUCACCUGAACAGGAUAGCAAAUACAAGCCCUCCAAGAUUUUUAAGAAGGAUUUCUGA
Messenger RNA from Plasmodium knowlesi strain H, 1470 nucleotides. Its product is annotated as mitochondrial inner membrane protease ATP23, putative. Gene Ontology annotation, molecular function: metalloendopeptidase activity. The transcript has a single exon. Gene Ontology annotation, biological process: mitochondrial proton-transporting ATP synthase complex assembly; mitochondrial protein processing. The coding region runs from base 1 to 1470 and encodes 489 amino acids. NCBI's taxonomy places the organism in Eukaryota, Apicomplexa, Aconoidasida, Haemosporida, Plasmodiidae. The record is from RefSeq and is a predicted model, not a curated record. Gene Ontology annotation, cellular component: extrinsic component of mitochondrial inner membrane.